Frankliniella occidentalis (western flower thrips) is the source of this 859-nucleotide messenger RNA. RefSeq names its product protein eva-1 homolog C-like. The record is from RefSeq and is a predicted model, not a curated record. The transcript has 5 exons. NCBI's taxonomy places the organism in Eukaryota, Metazoa, Arthropoda, Insecta, Thysanoptera, Thripidae. The coding region runs from base 395 to 859 and encodes 154 amino acids. Gene Ontology annotation, molecular function: carbohydrate binding.
GCUGUCGUCACUCUUUGCCUGGAGGCUACCCUGUGUUGGUUAUGUUGUGUACUGAACUUUGUCUCAUUUAAUCAAACCAAUGACAAAAUAUCAACAGUUGAAGCAACACCUGUACAAAGAGGGUCGUCUUUUGGGACCCACUGCGACUGCGAUUACACCGACUCACCAUUAUCGGCAGCAGCAGCAACAGUAGCGGCUGCAGCAGCCGCAUACUCAGUGAUUAAUGCUGUAUGUAUUUAUUUCAAAACGAAUAAUACGAUUGAAAGCCGUCGUGCCUUGUUUGCUAUCUGUAGAAUAACUAUUGCUUGAAAAUGUAGCAGCACGGAGUAAAUAUUUUGUCCGCCCCUUUCCUUGCUAAUUUUAGCUAUGAGCCGUGCGUUUGCCUCAGUUUGGAAUGCUGCUCUUCCCACCGUGCUCGUUGUCGGUACACUCAUUCAUCAGAAUCGAACUGGACUGCAUCCUCACACUCAAUGGAGGGCCCACGUCAACUAUCACAUUAACAGGCACGCUGCGCACCUACACGCGCAGCGGGUGCGACGACCACACGGUGCAGCUGCACUGCCCGCCCGGCACCAGCAUCUCGGUGCAGCAAGCGCAGUACGGGCGCACGCCGCCGCACACGGCACUGUGCCACGGGCGGCAGCCGCAGCGCCAGCACGCCGACAACCAGCUGGACAACUCCACCAACUGUCUGUGGUCCGAGCAGCUGCAGUACUCGCUGUUGCAGACCGUGGUGGAGGCCUGCCAGAAGAAGCGGCUGUGCCAGUUCCAGACGUCGCCGCGGACCUUCGGCAACGACCCCUGCCCCGGCGUGCGCAAGUGGGUGGAGGUCGCCUACAAGUGCAGACCAUGUAAGUAG